AUGCAACAGAACAGUACUGUAACUGAAUUUGUACUGUUGGGAUUGACACAGGAUCCUCUUAAGCAGAAGAUGGUGUUUGUAAUCUUUUUAAUUUUGUAUAUGGGAACCACGGUGGGUAAUACCCUUAUCAUUGUGACCAUCAAGUUCAGCCGGGCACUUGGGAGCCCCAUGUACUUCUUCCUGUUAUAUUUGUCCCUCACUGAUUACUGCUUUUCAACAUCUAUAGCCCCCAGACUCAUUGUGGAUUCCCUAUCGGCAAAGAAAACCAUUUUCUAUAACGAGUGCAUGACACAAGUCUUUGCUCUGCAUCUCUUUGGCUGCAUGGAAGUCUUUGUCCUCAUUCUCAUGGCUGUGGAUCGCUAUGUGGCCAUCUGUAAACCCUUGCAUUACCCUAUCAUUAUGAGCCGGCAGGUUUGUGUCAUCUUGAUCAUUCUUGCCUGGAUAGGGUCCUUUAUACACUCCACUGCUCAGAUCAUCUUGGCUUUGAAAUUGCCAUUCUGUGGACCCAACUUGAUUGACCAUUAUUGCUGUGACUUGCAGCCCUUGUUGAAACUUGCUUGCAUGGACACGUAUAUGAUAAAUCUGUUAUUGGUGUCUAACAGUGGUGCGAUUUGCUCAAGCAGUUUCAUAAUCUUGCUGAUCUCAUACUUUGUCAUCUUACAUUCUCUGCAAAACCAUAGUGCAGAAGGGAGGAAAAAAGCUCUCUCCACCUGCACAUCUCACAUCAUUGUGGUUUUCCUCUCCUUUGGCCCCUGUAUAUUCAUAUAUGCACGGCCCCCAACCACUUUCUCCAUGGACAAGAUGGUGACAGUGUUUUAUACCAUUGGCACACCCUUUCUCAACCCGCUGAUCUACACACUUAGGAAUGCAGAAGUAAAAACUGCCAUACGAAGGUUAUGGCAUAUUUAA
Messenger RNA from Nannospalax galili (Upper Galilee mountains blind mole rat), 909 nucleotides. RefSeq names its product olfactory receptor 4C11. Gene Ontology annotation, cellular component: membrane. NCBI's taxonomy places the organism in Eukaryota, Metazoa, Chordata, Mammalia, Rodentia, Spalacidae. Gene Ontology annotation, biological process: G protein-coupled receptor signaling pathway. The record is from RefSeq and is a predicted model, not a curated record. The coding region runs from base 1 to 909 and encodes 302 amino acids. Gene Ontology annotation, molecular function: G protein-coupled receptor activity; olfactory receptor activity. The transcript has a single exon.